UUCCUGAGGAGAGAUCGGAAAAUGGCGGACGAAGCUUUAGGAAAAGCAGGACUUCACUUCGACGAGCUCAAUAAAAUCAGAGUUCUCGAUCCUGAGGUGUCUACAACUACAACAGAGCUGAAGGAAGAAUGCAAGGAUUUUGUGGACAAAAUUGCAGAGUUUCAGAAGAUAGUAGGGAGCUUCAUAGAGAUGGUGGACAAGCUUGCCAAGGAGGUGGAGAAAGAAAAGAUGAAGGCAAUCGGUAACAGGAACCAGCUGAAGUCCAUGGCCAAACAGAGGGAAGCUCAGGAGCAGCAGCUACAAGCUCUUAUAUCAGAGAAGAAAACACAGCUAGAAAGAUAUCGUGUUCAAUACGAGGCCCUACUAAAGGACGAGGCAGAACAACAGGAGUUUGUGGAGCAAUUCAUCUUACAGAAGUAGACCAGCAGCACACAUGUGUUAUACCUGCACAUAUAUCAAUACAUUUGUAUUUGUAUUGGGCAAUGCCAGUGUCAGUACAGGGCUUUGAAAUAUAAGUCGACGGACAGCUCAAAACCAAACCUCUGAUGAUGAUGAUGGGUCAUUUACUAAAGUUUGAAUUUUGAUAUAAGCAAGUGUCAUCUUAAUUAAAGAAAAAAAAUAGCUCCGAAAAAUAAGUUUAAUGUCUCUUGCUUUUACUUUGUUUGCCCAGAAAAAUUAGGAAAGGAGAGAAUGAGAACCAAGCUCUUAUUAUUAGUCUUUAAGUAAACUGGCAUUGCCCAACAGAAAAAGGAUGUAAAGAAUGUCGACAAAAUUUUCUUUGUUAAUGGUCUGUUUAAAGUCCUACAAAAUAGGGUACGGUUUUUUAGUAUAUUGGAUACCAAAUAGAUUCCUGUGUGAGUACUGUACAUAUAUAUUUUGUUGUAAAUCAGCAAACAAAUCUAUUUUAGUGAACCCUGUUCAGAUGUAUAUACUUGACUUUCAUGAAUAGAUGGUUCAUUUAUAUCUGAUCUAGUAGCACUGUUUACAACUGGAAAAGAUGCACAUUCCAAUAUGCACUGUUGUGAGUGGAGUUCUUUGAAUUUAGAUGUCAUUUUUCAAUACUUCUCACAGAACCUGUUGUCAUUCCAUAGACUGGACAUGGUAAUUUACCAAGUCAGACCAUUGUCACAUAUCUAAUAAAGCAUGUAUUAUACA
Messenger RNA from Branchiostoma belcheri (Belcher's lancelet), 1155 nucleotides. Its product is annotated as intraflagellar transport protein 20 homolog. Gene Ontology annotation, biological process: protein localization to cilium; centrosome localization; intraciliary transport. Bases 22 to 420 code for a protein of 132 amino acids. Gene Ontology annotation, cellular component: centrosome; Golgi apparatus; intraciliary transport particle B. The transcript has 4 exons. The record is from RefSeq and is a predicted model, not a curated record. Lineage: Eukaryota; Metazoa; Chordata; Leptocardii; Amphioxiformes; Branchiostomatidae.